Messenger RNA from Caenorhabditis auriculariae, 348 nucleotides. Lineage: Eukaryota; Metazoa; Nematoda; Chromadorea; Rhabditida; Rhabditidae. The record is from the annotation of a GenBank genome assembly.
AUGAAAAGGGUGGUCGACGUGGUCCGUCGUUUGGUGGGCAGCGAGGCCGAAAACGGGGGGAAGAUCGAUUUCGAGAAGGCGGCUCGCCACGGAAUGCAAUGGAUGGAAGGAUGGAUGGAUGGAAAUGCAAAAUGGCCGAGACUCGGCUCCACACAAUUUCGCAUUGUCGUCGGCCGCAUCAUCGCCGCUUCUCGGGAGAGGCCUCCUCUUCUUUUCUUUUGUUUUUCCGUUUCAGAUUUUUUCGGGAAUCCAGCUUCGAGUGGAGAAGGAGGUAUAGUUUUUCGAAGAAAACACCAAAAAAUUUCUCUUCUUCUAGAGAUUUUGUAUAGUCUGCGUGCCACGAGUUGA